GGGUAGCAGGGGCCAUAUUGAUUCGUGCAGUUAUCGAAUGAAAUUUAAUAAUUCUUCAACGGAAGAGUAAAAAUGGGAAGCGAAGUCAAGAUGGAGACUGAUAUGGAUAAAACAGGCAGCAAGGCAGCGUCGCGAGAAGAGAGAGAAAACACGGAAAAAGACCGUGACAAAGACAGAGACAGACAUCGGCAUAAAGAUAGAAACCGCGACAAGGAAUCAGACAGAGAACAUAAAAGAGAAAAGGACAAGCAUCGUGAUAGAGACAAACGUGAUAAGGACAGAGACCGGAAGAGAGACAAAGACAGGGACAGAAAACAUCGGAAAAGAUCAAGAUCAAGGUCGCCUCAAAGAUCCAAAGAUGGCAAGAAGUCAAAACCAGAUGACAACAAAAAUGGUGUAGAAGAACAAGAGGAUGAGCAAAUGAAACCAAAAGUUGAGCCAUUAUCUCUGGAGGAAAUGAUUGCAAGAAGAGAGGCUGAGAAAAAGGCACAAGAAAAGCCAACAUUUUUGACCAAAGAACAAAGAGCCAUGGAGGCAUUGAAAAGAAGACAACAGCAAGUGGAAGAGCAGCGGAAAAAGACUGAGGGGGAGCGGCAAAUGAGGGAGAAGUUUUUGAGAGAGGCACAGUAUUCUAGAGAGGAUGAAGUGGAAAGAGAAAGAAGAGAAAGGAGGGAAAGAAGAGAAAAGAACUUGACUGAAGAGGAGGCUGAGAGUGAGAAAGCAAAGGCACGAAAGGAAAAAGACCAGGAGAAAGAAAUUCAAGCAAUCAAGCAACGAUACCUUGGUGGAGUGAAAAAGAGGAAGAAGAUACGUCGUCUUGCAGACAGAAAGUUUGUGUUUGAAUGGGACACGGGAGAAGAUACUGCAGUGGAUUAUAACCCAAUCUACACUGAUAGACAUCAAAUUCAACUUUUUGGAAGAGGACACAUUGGUGGAAUUGACAUAAAGUGGCAGAAGAAAGAAACGGGGAAGUUUUACCAGGAAAUGUUGGAGAAAAGACGAACUCAGGAGGAGAAAAACCAAGAAGCGUCACGAAUUAAGAAGCAGCGUGAUCUGGAAAAACAGCGUGCUUACGAUGAUCGUCACUGGAGCAAAAAGUCAUUGGAGGAGAUGGGUGAAAGAGAUUGGAGAAUUUUGCGGGAGGACUUCACAAUUUCAACAAAAGGUGGUAAGAUACCUCAUCCACUCAGAUCAUGGACGGAAAGCUCUCUUCCUAAAGACAUUUUGGAUAUAGUGGACAAACUGGGAUACGAGGAACCAACACCAAUCCAGCGACAAGCCAUUCCUAUUGGUCUUCAGAACAGAGAUAUUAUAGGAGUGGCAGAGACAGGUAGUGGAAAAACAGCAGCCUUUUUAAUUCCAUUGUUGGUUUGGAUCAUGGGUCUGCCCAAGAUUGAAAGAGACAUCGACGCAGACAAAGGACCUUACGCUUUGAUCAUGGCUCCAACCAGGGAAUUAGCGCAACAGAUUGAAGAUGAUGCAGCAAAGUUUGGACGUCCACUUGGUGUUCGAACAGUUUCUGUGAUUGGUGGGUUGUCACGUGAAGAUCAAGGAUUCCAGUUGCGACUUGGAUGCGAGAUUGUUAUUGCCACUCCCGGCCGUUUGAUCGAUGUUCUUGAAAAUCGUUACCUGGUACUCAGCCGCUGUUCAUACAUCGUUCUUGAUGAGGCAGAUCGUAUGAUCGACAUGGGUUUUGAGCCAGAGGUUCAGAAAAUCUUGGAACACUUACCAGUGAGCAACGUCAAACCUGAUACUGAAGACGCUGAGGAUCCAGAGAAGCUAUUGUCCUACAUGGGAAAGGAUCGCUUUAGACAGACGGUAAUGUUUACAGCAACAAUGCCUCCUCAAGUGGAACGAAUGGCGAGGAACUAUCUUCGACGGCCUGCUGUGGUUUACAUAGGCUCUAUAGGAAAACCAGUCGAGAGAGUAGAGCAGAAGGUUUACCUGCUUAAAGAAGCUCAAAAACGGACGAAGCUGUUAGAGAUUUUGAACGGUGGUAUCGAUCCUCCCAUAAUAAUUUUUGUGAACCAAAAGAAGGGAGCAGAUGUGCUGGCAAAGUCUUUGGAGAAAAUGGGCUUCCGUGCCACAACUCUUCAUGGUGGGCGAAACCAGGAACAGAGAGAGUUUGCUUUGUCGAGUCUCAAAUCUGGUGCGAAAGACAUUCUUGUCGCCACUGAUGUAGCAGGGCGUGGUAUUGAUAUCAAGGAUGUCUCUCUUGUUCUUAACUACGAUAUGGCCAAGUCAAUAGAAGGCUACACUCAUCGUAUUGGUAGAACUGGUCGCGCUGGAAAGACUGGUAUCUCCGUCACGUUUCUGACCCAGGAAGACUCGGCCGUGUUUUAUGACCUUAAGCAGACUCUGUUGGCCAGUCCGGUAAGUAAUUGUCCACCAGAGCUUGAGAAACAUCCCGAGGCUCAGCACAAACCCGGCACAGUACUGACAAAGAAAAGGAAGGAGGAGACAAUCUUUGUUUAAAAACUAAAAGUGUUCCCAGUCAUCGAAGAAUGUUCAAAUCGCAGUAUAUAUCAGAAAACGUUUAACACUUCGAAAUCGUUCUAGGAUUGUAAUGCAGACGGAAAAAUUAAAAGUCGUCAAAUUCUUCUUAA
This is a messenger RNA of Stylophora pistillata, 2606 nucleotides long. Its product is annotated as putative ATP-dependent RNA helicase DDX23. The record is from RefSeq and is a predicted model, not a curated record. Gene Ontology annotation, molecular function: nucleic acid binding; RNA helicase activity; ATP binding. Lineage: Eukaryota; Metazoa; Cnidaria; Anthozoa; Scleractinia; Pocilloporidae.